AGUUGGAAAGCGAAUACACUCCGUCCGAUUUUAUUGUUUGGUUGGAGCAGCAGACCUCCACAAUCCAGCUCCACUUCUCGGAACAAACAACAACAAAACCCUAAACACCCCAACAACAACCUCUCCAGCCUGAUGCCGCCUGCGCUGUCCGAGACUCGAUCGGACCUGGAGAUGCAGGCGCCGGUGCGCUCGAGCUCCCUCAGAGACAAAGGCGAGGGCAGCAGCACGCACCACCACGACCAACUCGGACAAUCAACGCCGACAGCCCCGGACAUCCCCUCCGCCCCCGCCACGUUCACCAAAGCCCCGCCGCCGGCACCUGUCAGUGCCAUUGAUGAUACCAACCCGGAGGAACUCAGCCAACAGGGCGAGAUGGCUGACUCGACUCCGCCCAGUGGCAGCGACCCUGACAGGAACAACGAGAACGCCGUCAAUCCCGAUGCAUCUGUAGCAGUGCACCUCGCCUCCGACGACGAUGCGCCCAUCACCAUUGCAUUUGUCGAUGUCAGCUACACCGUCCAGGUUCCCGUCCGCAAGCUCACGUUCAAGGAGAAAAUCAAGGGAAUCACCUGCCGCGGACUCCCAAAGCCCGAGAUGCAGGACAAGGUGCUGCUGAAAAACGUCUCUGGCGUCAUUCGCCCAGGAACAUUGACGGCACUCAUGGGCCCAUCUGGCGCCGGCAAGUCGACAUUGUUGGAUGUCCUGGCAGGCCGCAAGACAUCCGGUGUGAUCCAAGGCGACCUGCUGUACAACAACAAGCCGAUGACCAAGGAGCUGCAUCGAAUUAUCGGCUAUGUCGAGCAAACAGACACCCUCCUUGGAGCUCUGACUGUGCGCGAGCUCCUCAUGUACACGGCUCGGCUUCGCCUGCCGUCCAGCACAACUCACGAGCAACGCACCGAUCGCGUCGACUAUGUCAUCAACGUUCUUGGGCUGCAGAGGUGUGCAGACUCUGUCAUUGGUAGCGCUACCAUUCGCGGCAUCUCUGGUGGCCAAGCAAAGCGAGUCAACAUUGGCAUUGAGCUCAUCACGGACUGUCGCGUGCUGUUUCUCGAUGAACCCACCACUGGUCUCGACUCGGCGACUUCGUACGAGGUGAUGAGUGCAGUGCGCAAAAUUGCCGAUCGUGGACGCAGCAUCAUCUGCACCAUCCACCAACCCAGCGAGGAUGUUUUCAACCUCUUUGAUCGCCUGCUGCUGCUCGUUAAGGGCGAGGUGGUGUAUCUGGGCUCGAUUCCAAACACUGUGCCCUACUUUGAAAAGCUCGGAUUCAAGUUUGUUCCGGGAUCCAACCCAGCAGACUACAUCAUUGCUGUCACGGGGCCUGGAACAGGACAGCACGCUAGAACUGUGGAAGGUCCCGAAGUGAGCGCCGGCUUUUUCGCCGACGAAUACCGCCGUUCCAACUUGGCCGAGCAACGCCUCAUUUCUGCUCGGCAGACUGCUGCAGCAUCUGCAGUGGACGCAAGCCAGAAAGAACACGAGCCUGUUCGCUUUGUCAACUCGGCGUGGCACAACUUUGUCGUGCUUCUCGAGCGGUUCUGGUGGGAAAAGUGUCGCGACAAGUACUAUCUUUCGGCGCGAUUUCUACGCAUCGUGUUUCUCAACAUUGUGCUUGGCACGUUGUUUUCCAACCAGCCGCAUACGUCAGCGGGUGUGUACAACAUGGUGUCCAUCCUCCAGUUUUCAGUUCAAGUGUUUGCAUUCGGUGCUUUGGCGUUUAUUGGAUUCUCACUGAUGAGUCGUCCGUUCUUCUUGCGCGAGAGACACGCCGCCACGUACCAAGUUUCGUCUUGGUAUUGGGCCAAUGUCAUCUCCGACAUGCCAUUCAACCUGUUGCAAGUACUGCUGUGGUCGGUCGUGCUAUACUGGUCGACGGGACUCAAAUCGACAGCAGGCGCCUUCUUUACGUUUGUGCUGUUCUUGCUGGUCUUGACGGAUGCAGCUCUGGCGAUGAGUCAGGCUAUCGCGGCGGGGUCGGCUGACUUUGAGAGCGCCAAUAUCGCCAUCUUCCCCAUCAUUUUGCUGUCGUUCUUGUUCUCGGGAUUUUACGUUCAAAAGCCGCUGAUUCCGGAUUACUUUAUCUGGGCCUAUGUUAUCUCCUUCCUGAACUAUGCGCUCAAUGGCUUGGCCAUUAACAACUUUCAAGGCCAAAACGACUACACCCAAACGUCCGAUUGCUACGCGUGUUUCGUUCCGACCACUCCCUGCCAAGAUAUUGUGGUGAAUCUGAAUGGCACUACCGUCUGCUGCGUCUCGUCCACGACUGUAUCCUAUCCAUUCCCGCCAGACGACAUUCUCUCUGCUUGGGGCUUUGGUCCAGAGUCUCUCAACGACAACUUGUGGAUUAAUUUUUUGGCCCUGUCCGUGUUUUGGAUUUUCUGGCGGAUCCUGGCCUACCUUGUGAUGCGGUUUAAGAUUUACGACAAGAGAUGAUUCCAGUGGCUUGAAUACUAUAGCAUGUCCCUGCUGCCGGAAGUGUGAACACUGCUUUGCCAUCCGAUGAAUAACUGAAUAAGCAUGAUGUUGUACAAAAAAACACUGCCACAUUGCGCACUCGCUGGCGCGCCA
This is a messenger RNA of Capsaspora owczarzaki ATCC 30864, 2571 nucleotides long. RefSeq names its product ATP-binding cassette transporter sub-family G member 2c. Gene Ontology annotation, molecular function: ABC-type transporter activity; ATP hydrolysis activity; ATP binding. Gene Ontology annotation, cellular component: membrane. The transcript has 10 exons. The record is from RefSeq and is a predicted model, not a curated record. NCBI's taxonomy places the organism in Eukaryota, Filasterea, Ministeriida, Capsasporidae. Bases 133 to 2436 code for a protein of 767 amino acids.